AUCAUGAUUGACUUAUUCGCAAGACAAAGGCAGUGUUUGCUUAUAAUGGGACAUAAUUUUGUACGUGAUAAAUCACAAUCGUUCAAGAAAUGGCAUAACAUUAAAUAUAUCAGUGUUCUGCUGCUGGUCGUGUCGGCCCAAUGGCCCAUGAUGAAUUAUACCAUCUAUUACAUUGACGAUUUGCAGUUGGCCACGGCCAGCUUAAGCAUUAGUUUCACCAAUGUCCUGACCGUAAUAAAAAUUACAACAUUUCUCUUUUACAAAUGGCGUUUUGGAGCAUUGAUGGAAAAACUGGAGACGAUGUACCAUGAAUUACACGAAGAAGAAAGCAAAGCAAUUUUGAAAAGGUCUAAUCGCUAUGCCAUAAUUUUGGUCAAACUUUAUGGCAAUUCUGUUGGCUUGACUGGUUUGUAUUUUAUGGUGGCACCAAUAUUGAAAAUCGUCUGGUCCAAAAUACGCAAUACCAAGUUGCAAUUAGAGUUACCAAUGCCAAUGAGAUUCCCCUUCGAUUUUGAAUCAUAUCCUGGCUAUGAGAUUUCUUAUAUUUACACUGGACUGGUAACUCUGGCAGUGAUGAUGUAUGCCAUUGCCAUUGAUGGUCUAUUUAUAUCGUUUACCAUCAAUUUAGUGGGUCAUCUCAAGACAUUACAACAUUUCAUACAGACCAAUACAUAUCUGCGCAGCGAUAAAGAAAUUCACAAACAGAUUUCCUUUUAUAUUCGGUAUCAUAAUUUAAUAUUACAUCUGUAUCAAGAUGUUCGUCAGAUUUACAGUCCGAUUGUGUUUGGUCAGUUUCUCAUAACAUCUUUGCAAGUUUGUGUAAUAGUCUAUCAAAUGGUUACGCAUAUUAAUACGUUUUUGGUCUUUGUAAUCAAUUGUACGUUUUUGCUGUCCAUUUUGUUGCAACUUUUCAUCUAUUCCUAUGGCGGUGAAAUUUUAAAAAAUGAGAGUCUAAUGGUCGGAAUCUCCGUACAACUAUCCAAUUGGUAUAAUUUAAAGCCAGUGCAUCGUCGCAUGUUGUGGUUGUUGAUGUUGCGUUCGCAACGAGAGGCCAUUAUCAGAGGCGGUUUUUAUGAGGCAUCUCUAGCUAACUUUAUGACGAUUUUGAAAGCCGCCCUUUCAUACAUCACGCUCAUCCAGUCAAUUGAAUAG
Messenger RNA from Musca vetustissima, 1152 nucleotides. Its product is annotated as odorant receptor 82a-like. The record is from RefSeq and is a predicted model, not a curated record. Gene Ontology annotation, cellular component: plasma membrane. Gene Ontology annotation, biological process: detection of chemical stimulus involved in sensory perception of smell; sensory perception of smell. Gene Ontology annotation, molecular function: odorant binding; olfactory receptor activity. Bases 4 to 1152 code for a protein of 382 amino acids. The transcript is spliced from 6 exons. Lineage: Eukaryota; Metazoa; Arthropoda; Insecta; Diptera; Muscidae.